UUCAGCGGCGCUGCCCUCCCGGCUUCCAUGUCUCCGGUAGACGCCCCACACAAUAAAACAUGAAGAUAGCAACAAUAUAUCCCCGACACCAGACUUGAAUGUCGUUCAUUUAACGGAAUAAGGAAAAUCUUCCCUCCGUUUCUCAAGCUUGACUGUCAGCCCGCCACGUGACAUCGGAGCCCACCACACUUUUUCUACCACAGCUCAAUUUCCUUCACCGGGUCUGCGUUCCGGGUUUUGGUUCGGCUCCGGGUGCUUUCAUCCGUUCCCACCAUGAGACUCUGGCGGCGGAGGAAGGACUUGGUCUCCCUUGUCUUCUUCGCUAUCAUCUGUUGCCUGACCUCGGCUAUCGCGGACGUCGACCGCGACGUUUACAACACUCUGGAGGGAAGCUUCUCUCCCAAGGCCGGACAUCAAGGCCAGGCAGCACGAGCACAAGGCUAUGGGACCACCGUACCUCUGCUGGUGAUGGGCCAGCUCACUAAACCACUCAGCCAACUUGCCUCAGGGGGUUAUCCUUCGUCAUUGCGGCUGCUGCUCCUCGCUGAAGGCCAACAGCUGGUCCUGCUGCUGGAGAAAAACCAAGGUCUCUUCGCCAGCCACUACACGGAGACUCACUACCAAGAGGACGGCGGCGCCGUCACCAAUGCUCACAACGUGACGAAGAACUGCUACUAUCACGGGACGGUGCAGGCGCACCCCGACUCUGAUGUCACCCUCAGCGCCUGCUCGGGCCUACGAGGCUUCAUCGCGCUGGAGAACAAGGCGUUCAUGGUGGAGCCGGCGUCCGGCCAAGAAGUAGGCGUCCACUACAUCUACCGAGCCGAGGAGCUGCCGCUGACCCAGGGGGACUGCGGUCACGGGUUCAACGUGUCCUCCGUCGCCCCUGAAGACUACCUGAGGAAACCCUUCCAAUCUUUCCACUCCAGGCACAAAAGGCACACGCAGAAGACGACCAAAUACGUGGAGCUGAUCAUCGUCGCGGACAACAGAGAGUUCCAGAAACAGGGGAAGGACGUGGAGAAGGUGAAACAAAGACUGGCAGAAAUAGCCAAUUAUGUUGACAAGUUCUACCGAGCGCUGAACAUCCGCGUGGCCUUGGUGGGUCUGGAGGUGUGGAGCGACCACGACAAAUGUCCCGUCACCCAGGAUCCCUUCGCUACCCUUCACGAGUUCCUCGACUGGCGCAAAGUCAAGCUGCUACCUCAGAGGCCUCACGACAACGCUCAGCUCAUAAGUGGGGUUUACUUCCAGGGCACCACCAUCGGCAUGGCGCCCAUCAUGAGCAUGUGCACGGCCGAGCAGUCUGGAGGCAUCGUCAUGGAUCACUCCGACGUGGCGCUGGGUGCGGCCGUGACGCUGGCCCACGAGCUGGGACACAACUUCGGAAUGAACCACGACACGCCGGAGCGCGGCUGCGGCUGCAGGAUGACGGCGGACCGCGGCGGCUGCAUCAUGACGCCCUCCACUGGGCAUCCGUUCCCCACGGUGUUCAGCACGUGCAGUAAGAAGGACCUUGCAGCCAGCCUGGAGAAAGGGGUGGGCAUGUGUCUGGACAACAUGCCUGAGGUCAAGGUGCUCUACGGAGGCCAGAAGUGCGGCAACGGCUACGUGGAGGAAGGGGAGGAGUGCGACUGUGGGGAACCAGAGGAAUGUUCCAACCCGUGCUGCAACGCCACCACGUGCACGCUGAAAGGAGACGCCGUGUGCGCCCACGGACAGUGCUGUGAAGACUGCCAGCUCAAACCGGCGGGCACCGUGUGUCGGGAGUCGGGCAACUCCUGCGACCUGCCCGAGUUCUGCACGGGCGCCGCCCCUCACUGCCCGGCCAACGUCUACCUCCACGACGGCCACGCCUGCCACCGCGUGGAGGGCCACUGCUACAACGGCAUCUGUCAGACCCACGAGCAGCAGUGCAUCACCCUGUGGGGCCCAGGAGCCAAGCCGGCACCGGGGAUCUGCUUCGAGCGCGUCAACUCGGCGGGGGAUCCUUACGGGAACUGCGGGAAGGAUUCCAAAGGCUCCUUCGCCAAGUGCGACGCAAGAGAUGCAAAAUGUGGAAAGAUCCAGUGCCAGGGCGGCGCCAACCGGCCCGUGAUCGGAACCAACGCCGUUUCCAUAGAAACCAACAUCCCGCUCCAAGAGGGGGGCCGCAUCCUGUGCCGGGGGACGCACGUGUACCUGGGGGACGACAUGCCAGACCCCGGUCUGGUCCUGGCCGGCACCAAGUGCGGAGACGGCAGGGUGUGUCUGAAUCGCCAGUGUCAGAACAUCAGCGUCUUCGGCGUGCAGGAGUGCUCAGGAAAGUGCAACGGACGUGGGGUGUGCAACAACAAGAACAACUGCCACUGCGAAGCGCACUGGGCGCCCCCGUUCUGCGAGGGGGCGGGCUUCGGGGGCAGCAUCGACAGCGGGCCGACCAGACUGGCAGCCCACAGCCUGGCCGUCACCGUGGCCGUCCUGGGGGCCACCAGCGGCCUUCUGCUGGCCAGCGCCCUCGUCUUCCUGAAGAGGAAGACUCUGCUGCGCCUGCUCUUCACCAACAAGAAGAGCACCUUGGAGAAGCUGAGGUCCAUCGAGGAAAAAAGGCCAACCAGCCCACUCAGCAGCCAGUCCAUGUGUAGACCACUACCACAACGUAGACCUCCCCCCAAACCCAGCAUUUAUAAGCCUCCUCCUUCCCUCCUGAGUGCAGAGCCGCUCCUCCCCCAGCACAGGUUCCACUCCCACAGCCUGCGCCGCCUGCCGCUCUACCAGCCUCUCAACAUCAGCCAGCCCAUGCCCGUCUCACUCAGCGUGGGUCAGCCCAUCCUGCCUCCUCUGCCCGCCCGACACAGGUUGCCGCCGGCCCGCCACGCUCUCUCGCCGCCGCCUUUCCUCAGUCUGCCCCGCCAGCCCGCGUCCUACCUCCUGGUGCAGGACCUGGACAAGCCGAGUCCGCCCCAGAAGCCUCUUCCUGCCGACCCGCUGGGGAGAGGCCUUCGCCUGGCUCACGGUGCCCCGAUGGUGGGCGCGCACAUGCCGGGAAAAGGGCUGCUGCCCAUCCCCAUCCCCACUGUGCCCAGACCUCCACCCACCAUCCCUUUACCCAGCAGACCUGCUCCAGUCUUGCCCUACAGACCACCAAAGACCCCCAAAGACUGCUGCUGAGCUUUGCCUUCUUCUCCAAGCACAAAGAGGCUUUCUGGGUCGUUUGCACUAAUGGUCGUUUGCAGCCAUUGUUGUUUUCACGCAGCUGGACUGUCGUUGUAAGGCCUCGGAGCUCCACUAGAUGGCGGUGUCACAGCAAGGACGUGCAUGGUCACGUGACAACAAAUCGGAAGCCGGUGACUUUAUUUGUGGACACUUUGGAAGCUAGAAAUGCUAACACGAUGUGCCCACUGACUAAAAAGGUGCUCUUUUGUCCUCGCUCAGGUACCGGUGCACUUAUUUAUUUCACUUGUUGGUGUUUUAUGUACAUUUUAGGGACGGCGGGAACCUCCACAUGUCACACCUGGUCCAUCAUUUGGCAAAUAAGCCAACAUCUCUUGUCAGGUUUCAAGCAUAUUGUAUUCCCUUUUAAAUCCGCGGUAAAAUGUAACGCUCACGUAAUUUAUUUAUUAAUGCUUUUUUUAAAGGCCUACUGAAACCCACUACUACCGACCACGCAGUCUGAUAGUUUUUGAUUGAUUGAUACUUUUAUUAGUGGGAUUGCACAGUUCAGUACAUAUUCCGUACAAUUGACCACUAAAUAGUAACACCCGAAUAAGUCGGGGUCCACGUUAAUCAAUUCAUGGUAGUAUAUAUUGUGGCGGUCCGCUCUCUGUACGAUCAGUGCCAGAGCUUGGUCCGCAUUGCCGGCAGUAAGUCGAACACAUUUCCAGUGAGGGUUGGACUCCGCCAAGGCUGUCCUUUGUCACCGAUUCUGUUCAUAACUUUUAUGGACAGAAUUUCUAGGCGGAGUCAAGGCGUUGAGGGGUUCCGGUUUGGUUCUGCUUUUUGCAGAUGAUGUGGUCCUGAUGGCUUCAUCUGACCGGGAUCUUCAGCUCUCACUGGAUCGGUUCGCAGCCGAGUGUGAAGCGACCGGAAUGAGAAUCAACACCUCCAAGUCCGAGCCCAUGGUUCUCGCCCGGAAAAGGGUGGAAUGCCAUCUCCGGGUUGGGGAGGAGACCCUGCCCCAAGUGGAGGAGUUCAAGUACCUAGGAGUCUUGUUCACGAGUGGGGGAAGAGUGGAUGGUGAGAUCGACAGGCGGAUCGGUGCGGCGUCUUCAGUAAUGCGGGCGUUGUAUCGAUCCGUUGUGGUGAAGAAGGAGCUGAGCCGGAAGGCAAAGCUCUCAAUUUACCGGUCGAUCUACGUUCCCAUCCUCACCUAUGGUCAUGAGCUUUGGGUCAUGACCGAAAGGAUAAGAUCACGGGUACAAGCGGCCGAAAUGAGUUUCCUCCGCCGUGUGGCGGGGCUCUCCCUUAGAGAUAGGGUGAGAAGCUCUGCCAUCCGGGAGGAACUCAAAGUAAAGCCGCUGCUCCUUCACAUCGAGAGGAGCCAGAUGAGGUGGUUCGGGCAUCUGGUCAGGAUGCCACCCGAACGCCUCCCUAGGGAGGUGUUUAGGGCACGUCCAACCGGUAGGAGGCCACGGGGAAGACCCAGGACACGUUGGCAAGACUAUGUCUCCCGGCUGGCCUGGGAACGCCUCGGGAUCCCCCGGGAAGAGCUAGACGAAGUGGCUGGGGAGAGGGAAGUCUGGGUUUCCCUGCUUAGGCUGUUGCCCCCGCGACCCGACCUCGGAUAAGCGGAAGAAGAUGGAUGGAUGGCUAUAUAUAUCAAUGAUGAAAUAUUAACAUUGCAACACAUGCCAAUACAACCUUUUUAGUUUACUAAAUUACAAUUUUAAAUUUCCCGCGGAGUUUGUUGAAAAUGUCGCGUGUUUGUAACGUUAUUGGUUGGCGGGGACAUUUUAGCACAGCACCACUUACGGCUAAAAGUUGUCUCUUUUCAUCGCAUAAUUACACAGUAAUUUGGACAUCUGUGUUGCUGAAUCUUUUGCAAUUUGUUCAAUUAAUAAUGGAGACUAUAAAGACGAAUGCUGUUGGUGGAAAGCGGUGGAUUGCAGCUGUCUUUAGCACCGAGACACUUUGUUUGUUGUGAAGCUUUAACACAGAGCGGUCACGCGGACAUGUUUCUCUACAUCAACCAGCAUGUUUUUGGAUGGGAAAAUUGUGAUCUAUAUCUUACCGGAGACAUCAGUGGAUUAUGCGUCCUCCUGCAGUAGCUGUCAAAAAAGGCAGCUGUGAACUUGGCUCCUCGGCUUCUCUCUGAGACACUGGCGUGUUCACCGCAGCCGUCCGACCUUGAGGUAUGUCUUUACAAUCUCACUAAAACACUAUUAAAACAAUAAGCAGAUAAGGGAUCUUCCAGAAUUAUCCUAGUAAAUGUGUCUAGUUACAUCUGAAACGCUCACACUGCCGCCGCCCGGAGUUGUCGUUUUUUAUUUUUAUUUAUUUUUCUAAUCCUUCACUAUCAAUAUCGUCAUCCACAAAUCUUUCAUCCUCGCUCAAAUUAAUGGGGAAAUUGUCGCUUUCUCGGCUUGAAUCGCUCUUGCUGCUGGUGGCCAUGAUUAUAAACAAUGUUCAGAUGUAAGGAGGUCUACAACCCGUGAUGUUCCGCGCACAUCGUCUGCUAAAUGCAGUACAGGCAAGGGUUUUUUUCUUAGCGACCAAAAGUUGUGAACUUUUUCGUCGAUGUUCUGUACUAAAUAUUUUCAGCAAAAAUAUGGCAAUAUCGCGAAAUGAUCAAGUAUGACACAUAGAAUGGACCUGCUAUCCCCAUUUAAAUAAGAAAAUCUCAUUUCAGUAGGCCUUUAAGCUUGUGUAAGUGUGGUUGGGGUCAUUGUUCAGUGCAAUUUUCUCAUUUACUUCCCUUUUGUACCAUCAGUGUUGCUUCUUCUGUGUGUGAAAAGUUUGUACAUCCUAACGUGACCUUUUUGUUGACAUAAAAAGGUAAAGGAAGUCAAGUGGUCAGCCUGAUUUACAGUAUUAGCGUACACUGCCACCUUGUGGAAGAAAGCUGUUAUUACAGGUCAAGCCCACCUGCUCUAUUAGAGCAGGGGUGUCGAACUUGUUGUGACGGAGGGCCGCUUUUAAGAAUAUAAAAGUAUAAUCACCUCAUUAUAUUAUUGCAAAUGCAUCUGGUUAUUUGAUUUUUGUACGUAUAAACCAGGGGUCACCAACGCGGUGUCCGCGGGCACCAGAUUGCCCGUAAGGACCAGAUGAGUCGCCCGCUAGCCUGUUCUAAAAAUAGCUCAAAUAGCAGCACUUACCAGUGAGCUGCCUCUAUUUUUUUAAAUGGUAAUUAUUUACUAGCAAGCUGGUCUCACUUUGCUGGACAUUUUUAAU
Messenger RNA from Nerophis ophidion (straightnose pipefish), 6369 nucleotides. RefSeq names its product disintegrin and metalloproteinase domain-containing protein 12-like. The coding region runs from base 274 to 3150 and encodes 958 amino acids. Gene Ontology annotation, molecular function: metalloendopeptidase activity. NCBI's taxonomy places the organism in Eukaryota, Metazoa, Chordata, Actinopteri, Syngnathiformes, Syngnathidae. The transcript has 23 exons. The record is from RefSeq and is a predicted model, not a curated record. Gene Ontology annotation, biological process: proteolysis.